Molecule: messenger RNA, 1431 nt
Organism: Alosa alosa (allis shad)
Lineage: Eukaryota; Metazoa; Chordata; Actinopteri; Clupeiformes; Clupeidae
Product: apoptosis facilitator Bcl-2-like protein 14
Exons: 5
Coding region: 668-1363 (231 amino acids)
Biological process (GO): regulation of apoptotic process
Source: RefSeq, a predicted model, not a curated record
GGUCCUUGGCCAGAACCUAGUGGUAUUUGGGGGGCCUUGUCGUGGAAAAGUUUGGGAACCCCUGGAUCAUAUCAUUGUUCUAUCAAGUCUGCAGUCUUUCCCAUGCUUGUGGUUGUGUUUACUGAACCAGACUAAGAGUUUUAGGCUCAGUAUAUGUUGAGAUAGGCCUACUCAUUUUUGGUGGCUUGAAAUAUAAAUUGAAAUGGCUUGAAAUAGUUCACAUCUAAUGAAUCUAGAAUAAAUGAAAGAUUCACUUUUUGAAAUAAAUUAGGGGGGGAAAUGAACUUUCCCGUUAUAUUAAAGCGCAUUUUUUAUGCUUUUUCUCACAAAUGAUCUUUAAUUUUUUCUAAUUCAUUUUUGUUGCUUGAGGUGGGUUCUGCUGAUAUAUUAAGAACACUUACACUACACAUUUGGAUACCAGGACCCCUGACCUUAAAUUGUGAAACUGAAAGUAAUUUUGCGCUGAGCCAGCCAAUUCUUUGGACCAUUCGCGCAAUGCAACCUAGCGGCGAGCACACCGCACAUGCCGCUUCCUGUCAUCAGUAUAGGCGCGUAUGGCGAUUUGAUUAAGGAAGUAGGCCUGAUAACUUUAUCUUUAUGACUUCCUACUUAUUUUGCACAGCCGAACAUACUGUAGAACAAGUGUGUAACUCCGUAGCCUAGAGCAAUGGAGACCAUUUCAGGAGAAGUCAGUCCAACAGCUGCCUCGGUGGACGAUAGCACUGAAUUUAAAUUGCUCCAGGCAUACUGCACCAGGCGGAAAAAGAGGAGUUCUAAAAGAAGAAGCGCUUUGAACGAGUCGCUGGUCACUCCACUGAGGUUACCCCACCACACUUCUCAACUCAAGCCAAACCAGAAAGCUGUAGGAUCGAGUGGUUUAAGACGUGUUGCCCAGGGACUAGCCCCACCGGAUGAGUUGGGCAGAGUUGCUGACAAGCUUACCCAGAUCGCCGACAAUGUAGACCACGUCCCUGAUGUAGUAGUGACUGAUAGCGAUGAUCUUAUCCAGAGACUUGUUGAACUCCUGAGGGAAGCUGGGGAUGAACUGGAUGGAAAGAACCCAGAGCUGGUCAAACAGCUCCAAGGCUCCUUCUCUUACAGCUUAUUUGAGAAGGUAACCAAGACUUUCUUGGACUGCGUUGUCCCCUCCUGGGCUGGUAGUACACAUGGCACCCAGCAGGCCCAGAUAGCCAUGACCUUUGAGGUGACUAGCAGGCUCUCGACUCUGGAUGUGCAGCCCAUGAACCGAAUUAUGGGCUUCGGAGCCCAUUUCCUGCAGCAGAACUUCUCUGGAUGGGUGCAGAAGUAUGGAGGCUGGGAGAAAGCCUUUGAUGGGCAGGACGAUGAAGAUGAGGUCCAGUGAGGCACACAGAUUUCUAUACUUCCUUUCUCUCUAAUGUCAGGAAAGCCUUGACAAGGGACCACAGUUGU